Messenger RNA from Cyprinodon tularosa, 1134 nucleotides. Its product is annotated as transcription factor HES-2-like. Bases 65 to 655 code for a protein of 196 amino acids. Gene Ontology annotation, cellular component: nucleus. The transcript has 4 exons. Lineage: Eukaryota; Metazoa; Chordata; Actinopteri; Cyprinodontiformes; Cyprinodontidae. Gene Ontology annotation, biological process: regulation of neurogenesis; anterior/posterior pattern specification; regulation of transcription by RNA polymerase II. The record is from RefSeq and is a predicted model, not a curated record. Gene Ontology annotation, molecular function: RNA polymerase II cis-regulatory region sequence-specific DNA binding; protein dimerization activity; DNA-binding transcription factor activity, RNA polymerase II-specific.
CUUCUUCGAUUGUGCCCUUGAACACUUUUGUUGAACAAAGACGACACAGAAUAAGUCUCCAAACAUGACCUAUGACGCUCUCCCGUCGUUUUCUCCAAGGCUUACUGUGGCCAAAAGGAAAGAGGCUUUGGAGUUGAGAAAGACGAUGAAACCACUGAUGGAAAAACGAAGGCGCGCUCGCAUCAAUGACAGCCUGAACCACUUGAAAAACCUCAUCCUUCCUCUCACAGGCAGAGAUAAAACUCGCUACUCUAAGCUGGAGAAAGCUGACAUCUUGGAAAUGACCGUGAAGUUCCUCAGUGGCAUUCCUCCUGUUAACGCAAAAAGUCCAACAGAGAGUUACAGAGAAGGCUACAAAGCUUGUCUCCAGCGCGUAUCCGCUUUGCUUCCCAAAACCGAUCUGGAUCAAGACGCAUGCCAGCGAAUCGAGGACUUCGUGCAGAGGUCUACGUCUGCACACAACGCUCCGACUUGCCUGAACUGCUGCGCCCAGAAUGCACGGGCUUUCCCUCAGCUCCAUCAAAAACUCAUGAACCUUAAAUCCUGCUUCAGCUCCAGGAUGGAAACCCAGUCCCACAGCGGUGCAGCAGCAGCUCCAAGCCGAGCGCAGGCAGUUCCGCCGCAGCUCAGCCCUGCUGUUUGGAGACCCUGGUAGAUCUCUGCAGUUAAAGUCUGUUAAUUCAAAGGCUGUAUUAUACUUCCUUUUCAUAUGUUAUGUUCUAAUUGCUUUACUUGUAAAGAUGUAUCGUUAUUAAGGACUUAUUUUUAAGAUGUUUUGAUUAAGUAUUAUAUACUUGAGUUUUGCGCGCAGGUCUGUUGUCUUGUGUAAUUUGACAAUUUUAGACAGUCGUAUUCUUCUUAAAUCCGCAUGUAUGUGUACGUUUAAUAUUUAGUCCUCUUUUUUGGACUGAAUGAUUAGGGGCUAUUGAAACAGCCCUGUAAGACCCAAAGGGUCAUUAUGUUUACCAAUUUGCGCUGGACUUCACAGUCCUGACAGUGCAGAUGGACUUUGUAGACAUUAAAUGUCUUUGUAAGAGUAUCUCUUUUGGGACGUGCUGUACGUGUGCUGUUUGCAGCAUCUAUUGUAUCUAUGAUGUAAAUAAAUAAAACCUCGAUGUCGUGGUUACGUCUUGA